AUGGCUGCCCCAAAGAUCACCCUAUACUAUGACGUUGUUAGUCCGUUCGCAUACAUCGCGUUCAAACUCUUACGGGAUUCUCCAACCUUCAGCAAGUGUGAUGUCACUUUUGUGCCUAUUUUUCUCGGCGGGCUGAUGCAUGCCUGCGGAAAUACUCCACCCAUCCGAAUCAAAAACAAGGACAAAUGGAUCAACCAGGAGCGGAUGCGCUGGGCCCGUUACUUUUCAGUGCCAGUGUCAGAGUCAAUGCCGGAAGGUUUCCCACCCAAUACCUUGGCGGCUCAACGUGCUUUCGCAGCUAUCUCUCAACAGAUUCCUUCAAAGCUAGCUUCUGCUACCGGGGCGGUUUAUGAGGAGUUCUGGCUAAAAGGAAAUGCCAAAGCAACGCAGCCUGAAGUGUUUGUACCAAUUCUUGAGAGGUUUUUAGGGUCAGCUGAAACAAAGGCAGUCCUCGAAGCGGCAAACGGACCCGAGAUCAAAGCACGCUUGAGUGCCAAUACGCAGCAAGCCUUUGACUCUGGUGCAUUCGGUCUCCCCUGGUUUGAAUGCACAAACCCCAAGGGUGAGAAAGAAGGCUUCUGGGGCAUCGACCAUCUUGGUCAGGUAGUUGAUUUCCUGGGACUGGACCGCUCGCUAGAUCGUGGAUUCAAAGCAGUUCUAUAA
Aspergillus puulaauensis is the source of this 663-nucleotide messenger RNA. Its product is annotated as putative 2-hydroxychromene-2-carboxylate isomerase. Lineage: Eukaryota; Fungi; Ascomycota; Eurotiomycetes; Eurotiales; Aspergillaceae. Gene Ontology annotation, cellular component: mitochondrion; peroxisome. The coding region runs from base 1 to 663 and encodes 220 amino acids. The transcript has 4 exons. Gene Ontology annotation, biological process: glutathione metabolic process. The record is from RefSeq and is a predicted model, not a curated record. Gene Ontology annotation, molecular function: glutathione peroxidase activity; glutathione transferase activity.